AUGUCGGGCACCCAAUUUCACCGAGGGUGGUUCAAGCCGGGGGAUCGCCCUUCAACCACAGUCCUGGGACCUGUGCACGGAUCGCGGGAGCCCACGCCUGCAGCUUCGCUAACCCAGUUCUGGUUGGCGUACUGCCUGGGUCACCUCAGCUCGUCGUGA
This is a messenger RNA of Colletotrichum paranaense, 159 nucleotides long. RefSeq lists its product as uncharacterized. The record is from RefSeq and is a predicted model, not a curated record. The coding region runs from base 1 to 159 and encodes 52 amino acids. The transcript has a single exon. NCBI's taxonomy places the organism in Eukaryota, Fungi, Ascomycota, Sordariomycetes, Glomerellales, Glomerellaceae.